UCCCACAGCUGGACUCUUGCCUACAUCCUGCUUUAAGAGAAAAGGCAUCUGACAAGCUCAUUUUACCUUGCCAUGUAAUAAUGCAAGACCAUUUGCCAUCAAUGGAAUUUUCUAAGGGGAGUUUAUUGAGGUUUCACAGAUGCAAGAGGGAUGAAUUUGGCGGGCUGCCAUAUUGCAUAAGCAAAGAAAACUAUGUCAUAGGUUCUAAUUCAGCAUGCAAAUUGCAAGGAACAUUUACAUCUUUAAUUGACAUUUAACAAGACAUCAGCGGCAGCAGCAGCAUAGACAGCUACUCUACCAGCAGAUAUGCCUCUGUGAAAUGUUUGCAACUCCUGGGUACAGCGAGAUUUUUGCUAUGACUGCAGCCCAACCUGUCUCCACCCUUAGCCAGGACGCCGCCGUAGAAGACACUCCUGGGGUCUCCUCUCUCCUCUACAUGCCAUCAGCCCAGGAGCAUCAUGGGGAGUGUCAGUAGCCUCAUCUCCGGCCACAGCUUCCACAGCAAGCACUGCCGGGCCUCCCAGUACAAGCUCCGCAAGUCGUCCCACCUGAAAAAGCUGAACAGGUAUUCAGAUGGGCUGCUGAGGUUUGGCUUCUCUCAAGACUCCAGCCACAAGUCCAGCUCCAAAGGCAACAAGAAUGAGGACUUCUUUUACAUCAAGGUCAGCCAGAAAGCCCAUGGCUCCCACCGGACGGAUUACACAUCACUUUCCAGCGGGGACCUGGGCAGCCAGGCAGGGGCGACUGGCAUGGACUUUGGCACACCCACUCCCCAGAAACUGAUGCCAUUUUCCAAUCAGCUGGAACUGGGCCCAGAGAAGGGCGUUAUAAGGCCAACCGCCUUCAAGCCAGUGAUCCCCCGCUCAGGCGCGAUCCUCCACUCCUCUCCGGAAAAUGGCAGCCACAUCUCCCAGCAGCUGCACCCUCCAGACAAAGCUAAGGAUCAAGAACUCAAGCCCAUGUUGUGCUCUGGAGGUUUGUCGGACUCCGGCAGGAACUCUAUGUCCAGCCUCCCAACCCACAGCACCACCAGCAGCUACCAGCUGGAUCCCCUGGUCACCCCUAUGGGGCCCAUCAGCCGCUUUGGGGGCUCAGCCCACAACAUCACCCAGUGCACUAUCAUACAAGACAGCAACAUGAUGAGCCUCAAGGCGCUGUCCUUCUCCGACAGCGGCAACAAGAUCCUCAACCCUGGAAAAGCUGCCCACCACCACCACCACGAGAAAGCCUCCUGCAUCCGGUCUCCCAUCUCCACAGAUGAGUCCACCAUCCAGGAGCUGGAGCAGAAACUGCUGGAGAGGGAAGGGGAGCUGCAGGAACUGCAAUGCAGCUUUGAGGAGAAGGAGGCCACCUCCUGCCAGGCCUAUGAAGAAAAGCAGAGGCGCUGCAAGGAAGAGCUGGAGGGGCUGAAGCAGAAGUGCAACAACAAGCUCAAGCAAACCUCUCAGAAGAUGCAGCGGACCCAGCAGGUGCUGCACCUCCAAGUGUUCCAGUUGCAAAAGGAGAAGAAGCAGCUUCGUGAGGAGCUGGAGAAGCUCAUGAAGGAGCAAGACCUGCUGCAGACCAAGUUGAGGUCCUAUGAGAAAGAGAAGACCAGCUUUGCCCCAGCGCUGGAAGAAACUCAGUGGGAGGUGUGUCAGAAGUCUGGCGAAAUCUCCCUCUUGAAGCAGCAGUUGAAGGACUCCCAGAUGGAGCUCAAUGCCAAGACAAGUGAGAUCCUCAGCCUGAAAGCCCAGCUGAAGGACGUGAGGGGGAAGAUGGAGGGACUGGAGAUGAAAACCCAGGACCUGGAAGACUCCCUUCGCACCAAGGCCAUGGAGCUGGAGGUAUGCGAGAACGAGCUCCAGCGCAAGAGAAAUGAGUCGGAGCUGCUGAGGGAGAAGGUGAACCUGCUGGAGCAGGAGAUUAUGGAGCUCCGGACGGAGCUGACCAUCCUCAAGGAGCAGCGGAGCGAUGGGAGGGAUGGGAUGGCCUCUGCCAGCCCAGCUGUGGGGAUGAUGGAGGAUGUCCAAGCCCUGCAGGGGGAAGUGGAUAAGCUGAAGAUGGAGCUGAAGGAGGAGAGAGACAAGAAUGAGCAGAUGACUUCCGGCUUCCAGCAUGAGCGACAGAUCUGGAAGGAGGAGAAGGAGAAGGUGAUCCACUACCAGAAGCAGCUGCAGCAGAGCUACCUGCACAUGUACAAAAGGAACCAGAACAUGGAGAAGAUGCUCCAGCAACUGGCUGCGGGGGGAGACGGCAGAGAGCCCAUCGACCUGGAUAUCCAUGGUACCGAUGUCCCCUACGAGGACAUCAUAGCCACCGAGAUCUAACGAGACUUGCUGUCUCUCCCCCGCCCCACCUCACAGCAGCGGGGAGGAGUGUCUCUUUCAGGCAAGGACUGAGCGGCACAGCCCCAUGGGUCUGUUCAUGCCGGACAGCCCAUAUACAGUUCAGAUGAGCCGUGUAUGUGUUAGCCAAGCUGGUUGCCCAGCCAGCUCAAGAGCCCCUGGUGUGGCACCAUGAUGGUGUCCCAAGCUGCCUGUCAUGUUGUAGAGGUGAAAAAAAGCAACUCCUGCUAAUGGUGACGUGCUGGCAUCUGCCCUUCGUGUCUGAUGCAUCCUCAUCAGGAUGCUGGUCACCCACUUGUAGGACUGAGAAACGGGGGGUGGGAUGGUGGGGGGAGAGAGUUGGGGAUUGGAACAGGAGUGGAGAGAGAUGGGGAUUGGAACAGGAGUUUAGCAAAUUAUUCUGCAAUCAGGGAAUAAAGUGACACGCUGGCCAAAAUCUCCCAGGGGUGCAGAAGGGGCCACUGGGUCACAGUGACUAAGGAAACCGGGCCCCUCCAGUGUGUAACAAACACAUUGGUUCAGCCUUGGAAGAAGGUGGCCAGGGACACACUCCUCCUCCUGAGCGCCACGGGAAAUAAUGCCUCAUUUCAACCACUGAGCCCGGGCCCAAGGGCUAAGCAACACACUGAGCCAAUCAAAAAAUCUAUUUAUCUUCCUCCAGGGGAUUCUGGUGUCUAGGAUUUGCAGGUUUUUAAUCCCUUUGCAGCUUGAGUCCAGUGGAACCCAUCCAGACUCCAGUCCCUACAGGCCAAGGUGGUAUUUUUGCCAUGCCAGAGACUUGGAUUAGUAUCCCAGAUCUGCUUCUUCGCUCCUUAGGUUAACAUGACCUCAAGAAUGACCACCCCAACUAGCUAGUUCAGGACCAGGGACCAAAGGAAGCUCCAUCCAUUUCUCCUUGGCUAGCAGGAUGAUGGUGGUUAUGUUGGAGGAAGGGCUGGAAAUUAGAAGAUGCUGCCAAGUUCUUAGCACUGCCAGUAGAACCAAUCUCCAGGGAGCCCUAGCUGACAGUGCUUAUCAGUUCAUCUUUGUGCCGCCCCAAACUUCUUCAUGCCAACGAGGUCCAUGACUUCAACAAGCCCGACUGUCUCGCCUCCAGAGCUGGUCAGAAAAUGCUGAAAAAGAGUCUUCACAAAAAAAAGUUGAAUAUUUCAUCAUAAUUUUCAUCUGGCAGGUUUCCAAAAGGAACCUUUUUUCACCUACUCUAAAGCUUUUGCAAAACGUUUUUAUUGCAAAUGUUCAGUUUUGAAAAUUAUGAGUUUAGAAAAUUUUCAGCAUUUCAGUUUUAGAACCCAGCCCCUGCCCCCUCCCUCCUUUUGUCAUUAAAAGGGGAAGGGGAGAAAAAGGUGGAAAAAAAACAAAAACUGAAAACACCAAAUCCACAAAUGUUUGGUUUACAGGUUUCAUUUAAAAAAAAAAAUUUUUUUUUUUUUUUACAAAAUGUUGUUUUUUUGGCAAAGAUUUCCAUUUUAGGAAAAAUAGCCACUUUCCAACUAAAAUAUUUUUUGUUUAACAGAUUUUAACCAGUCCAGCUCAGCUCCUUGCUGCUUAUUGUGUCUGGUUGCCUGAGGAGGAUGAGGGUAGUCUGUGCUUUUGGGAAUUACAGACUUCCCACUUUUUACUGGGUGCAUAAAAUUCAAAGCCAAAAGCACUCCUUGAAAAGCCUGCCCUGUGUUCUUCCCGUCGUCUCUCUCAUCUCGGAGCUGGGAGCUACCAAAAUAUCAGUCCAUCUCAUUUUUUCCAUCAUUUUGGUCAUUUUUGUGUUUAUUUUGUUCCCUCCUCCCAUUCCAUGAUCAAAGUUCAGGCUAGAAAGAAAGAAAGAAGCUUGGCCCUCAACAGCUGCUAAAUAUACUCUCAUUACAGUUCAGAUCUCCAUAUUUUAUGUGCUAGCCAAGCACAGGUGGAGUCAAGGCCAACUUGGCUACUGUCAAGAUCCACCAAGUGGCAGCUGCUGGAGUUUGGCCAUCACUUGUUUUAGAUUCACUGGCCCAAGGGUCAAUUGUUCCUAAAAAACACCUUCUAAAUCACUACCAAAUAGUUACAGCUUUCUUUGGUUUCUUGGAUUUUAGUGCUAAUGUGGAAAAGAGAGAAAAUCCUCACACAUAGCUGAGCCAAUGCACCUCGAUCCUGACCUCUGACUCUCCACACCAAGGUGAGACUGCAGGUCUUGACCCAGAAUAACCCCUGAUAUUGCAGUGCUGAACAGUCCCACCCUUCACUGCCAUUGGGUCAUAUCCCUGCCCCAGAAGAGCCUUUGGUACUGUGGUUCCCUCUUUGCCCUGCAGGUGCACCUCCAUCUUGACCUGCAUCACUCCAUUAUUCCAGUCCUGGGCCUCAGCAGAGGAUGAAUGGCACCAAGUCUGACAGCUAGGGAGGGGGGUGGCUCUGUGAACCAAUGCUAGUGAAUGAUUAAACUGAGCCCUGGGAAACUCCUCUCACAUGUGACCUAAUGAAGAGUUGGAGCUCAGGGAGUUGAUUCUCCAUUGUCCUGUACUGUCACAUUCACCAGGACAAGUGGGUAUGAAAUGCUGCCAUACCAGAAUGGUAGUUCUCUACACUCACUUUGCACCAGCAUAAAUAACUGCAAAAGACGCAAGGCAAUGGGGGAUCAGGCCCCAGGUUUCCAAGGGGAAAAGGCUACUGCAUUAGCAUUGUCCCAUCUUCUCCACAUGCCAGCCAGGAAGCUGGUUUUAAGGAUCUACCCUCCAGAGUAAAAACAUGCAUAAAUUAUCAUUUCCAAACCACGCUCAUCUCUAGAGAAUCCCCUCUGAAGCCAGUGUUGCUACCCCAGGGAGAAACCUGGCUCAGUAGGUAUCAUAUGUCAAGCUAGGAGGCAGCUUCCCUGCUCUCUCUCUGAUUCCCCCACAUGUUCCCACCUAUUGAAUGCUGACUGCCUUAUUAUUCUCCAUGCCAUUAGGUCAGUGGGUUCUAGGCACAGCUGGUGACAGGAGCUUGGAGGAGAAAAGGAUUUCAUUUUGUUUUCUAGCCCAGGGCUUAAAUCUUUCUCCAGCCUUUCAUGGGAGGAUUACAAAACUCCAGCAUGUAAACCAGCUCUGCUGAACUCAGCACCUGCCGAAAGCUGCUGCGAGCAAACUGGGCUUCAUUGUCCUUACAUUGGUGCCAGUUUGAUCCCGUUGUGAGGGCAGGUCCUGCAAUGGCCAGAAGGCACGAAACAGAAUUCUCAGCCACAAGCCUCUGAACGCCUUUUCAGUGCAUGGAGAUUUUUAGUGCCCAGGAAAGCUGGCUCGGCAGAAGCUAGAAGCCUCUAUCCACGGAACAGGUACGGGAUUGACCGUAGCAGUGCAGGAGUCCCUGACACGCUGCCUUCCCACUGUGCCCCCGCUCCUCUAGGAAUGAGAGGAGAGUUCAGUCUCCAUGGUUCACUGGUUUCUCUCCUAGCCAAGCAUACCAAUCAGGAGACCAGUCUGUGCCUAGUGCAGUGGGAACAUUAGUCCCCAAAGGAACUGGGCCGAGAUCCAUCAAACUCCCUUCACGUGGGCUGGUGCACAGCCUCCAGCAUUCAGCCACGACCCUCUGGGCAUGAAUUCAAACUGAUGAGGUAGAAGCAGUCACCCCUGAGCCAUCCAAUUCCUAAGCCAAAGCUGGAGUUCAGCCAGUGGUCUGGAGGUGAAUGGACUUUACAUUCUAUUUCCAGCACCCCAGCCUACCAGCUUCUAAACUCUGAAACCAAUCUGUGCCUUGUGUUUUUCCCCAAACAAAGCAAAACCAAGUGUCAUUCUGGAAACUAUUUACAUUUGGAUCAAACGCAACAGGUGGGCAGCACAAGCUAGUCUUUUCCUCUGAUGGGUAGAGAAAAGUCUUUAGCCACCACCACCACUCCAUCUACUGUGCAGUCCCCAAAAUCAGAAACCAACACUCAAGGGUAGGAAAAGGCCCAUCCCAUCCACCAUUCGUUGAUUCUCCGUGACCCCUGCAUGUUGUGUCGUCAUUUCCACCAAUGCAAAGCCACUGGGCUGGAUUUGUAUCCUGCAAGCCAGCCCGAGUAAGGGGCAGCACUGAUUAGGAAGAAUUCCACAUUUUAAUGUUGCGCUGAUUCCUUCUUUUUUUAAUCAAAGGAAACAAGCAGUAAGAAAGUGGCACCAAGUGUCGGUGUUCAGCUUGCUCUUCAAUACCAAACCCUGGGCUGGAAUUUCAGAGGUGUUGAGCACCCAUGAAUUGCACCCAAGUUAAUGGAACAGCAGGUGCUCAGCACCUCUGAAAGAUUGGGCCAUGAUUGUGAUGUGAGAGAUCCUCAUGAUGAUAGGUAGGUAAGUAGUGCAAUCCACAGAUAAGGCAUAGCAUUACACAAAGCUUACCUCCCAUUGGUGCACAGAUAAGUUCAGGCAUAUUAAGGCUCUGAGCCUGCAACUGCACACAUAUGCUUUGUAUCCAGUAACCCACACAGAGCCCCGUUGAAGUCUCCAGGGUACCACACAGGUGCAGAUACAGGAUUGGGAAGUAAAUGAUACAUCUCUUCAGAGAGAGCCUCAAACUACAACAUCUGCAUCUGGAUUCUGCACACCUAGAAGUUCAGGGUGGUUUUUGAUAGACCCAUUAGAAACAUAACAGCUAUUUAUAAAAUUUGGAUCCAGUUUCAGAUUUCAAACCCUAGGCUCUAGAUGUUACCCAUAUCUUCUGAAAAGACAGGUUAGGAUAUAAUUUGAACAAAAGAAAAACUAUAAUGGAGCAAGACUACUCCGAACCUAAAGGCCAAGUCUUGUGAUUUAUCCUGGUCCCUUCUGGUACUACAAUCUAGAAUAAUCCAGAUUUCAGUCUGACCUCCUGCAGAACACAGGCCAGAGAAUUUCCCACCCAGCAAUUCCUGCCUCUUGUGGCAGAGCUACAGCACACCUACUGGAGGCCAAUGGGUAAGCGCCAGAUGCAAAUGGACCAAGAAAUGCAAACGAUACAUCAUGCAAGAAGAGCAGAAUUGUUCCUGACUAAGAUCCCUUGACUAGUUUUCCACAAGGCACCAGCUCAUGUCUCAUUAAGGCCCUGCUCCUUCCCCAUUUAAGUCAACAGGCACAGUCCCAUUGACGUCAAUGGCACCCCAUGGGAAUUCCUUGUAUCACCAGCCCUGUAUCUUCCACAAGCGCUGUACAAUGUGAUUGACUGGAGACGCUGCCUUUGCACAAUGCCGUGUUUGACUUUGACCGUAUGCAUUGCCAAUGUGUCACUCUUACGCUGUCCCACCCGCCCAAGGGGAGAGGCCAGGUUUUAGUCUGUAUAGAUUAGAUAUUACCUUUUUUCUGCAGGUUUUUAGAUGUUAUU
Messenger RNA from Mauremys mutica (yellowpond turtle), 7595 nucleotides. It is a transcript of the gene LZTS1, whose product is annotated as leucine zipper tumor suppressor 1. The transcript has 4 exons. Gene Ontology annotation, biological process: regulation of dendrite morphogenesis; regulation of synaptic plasticity. Gene Ontology annotation, cellular component: dendritic spine. Bases 459 to 2309 code for a protein of 616 amino acids. The record is from RefSeq and is a predicted model, not a curated record. NCBI's taxonomy places the organism in Eukaryota, Metazoa, Chordata, Testudines, Geoemydidae.